AUGGUGGAGGAGGUGGCCUGGAGGAAUGGGAGGAGCUGGUUUGACAUCUACAGGAAAGUGCCCAAGGACCUUACCCAGCCAACGUACACGGGUGCCAUUAUCUCCAUCUGCUGCUGCCUCUUCAUCCUAUUCCUGUUCCUCUCGGAGCUCACCGGAUUCAUAACAACAGAAGUUGUGAACGAGCUCUAUGUCGAUGACCCGGACAAGGACAGCGGGGGCAAAAUUGACGUCAGUCUGAACAUCAGUUUACCUAAUUUGCACUGUGAAUUGGUUGGGCUCGAUAUUCAGGAUGAGAUGGGCAGGCAUGAAGUGGGGCACAUCGACAACUCGAUGAAGAUCCCACUGAACAAUGGUGUGGGCUGCCGCUUCGAAGGGCAGUUCAGCAUCAACAAGGUCCCGGGCAACUUCCAUGUGUCCACACACAGUGCUACAGCCCAGCCACAGAACCCGGACAUGACACAUGUCAUCCACAAGCUCUCCUUUGGGGACACAUUACAGGUCCAGAAUGUCCAGGGGGCUUUCAACGCUCUCGGGGGAGCAGACAGACUUAACUCAAACCCCCUUGCCUCGCAUGACUACAUCCUGAAGAUCGUGCCCACGGUUUAUGAGGACAAGAAUGGCAAGCAGUGGUACUCUUACCAAUACACGGUGGCCAACAAGGAGUACGUGGCCUACAGCCACACGGGUCGCAUCAUCCCCGCCAUCUGGUUCCGCUAUGACCUCAGCCCUAUCACAGUCAAGUACACGGAGAGACGGCAGCCUCUGUACAGGUUCAUCACCACGAUCUGUGCCAUCAUCGGUGGGACCUUCACUGUCGCCGGCAUCCUGGACUCGUGCAUCUUCACAGCCUCCGAGGCCUGGAAGAAGAUCCAGCUGGGCAAGAUGCACUGA
This is a messenger RNA of Orycteropus afer afer, 891 nucleotides long. It is a transcript of the gene ERGIC1, whose product is annotated as endoplasmic reticulum-golgi intermediate compartment 1. The record is from RefSeq and is a predicted model, not a curated record. The transcript has 10 exons. Gene Ontology annotation, cellular component: Golgi membrane; endoplasmic reticulum; endoplasmic reticulum membrane. Lineage: Eukaryota; Metazoa; Chordata; Mammalia; Tubulidentata; Orycteropodidae. Gene Ontology annotation, biological process: endoplasmic reticulum to Golgi vesicle-mediated transport; retrograde vesicle-mediated transport, Golgi to endoplasmic reticulum. The coding region runs from base 1 to 891 and encodes 296 amino acids.